GAACAGUGUGGACACUGAAAACCUCCAACCAGACCACCAAUCCAGCUUUCGCUUUGGCCCUUUUUGGAUAUUUGACAAACGCUUGUUAUCUCAGAUAACUUGGAAUCAAACCUCUCUUGCUUUUUGCUUUUUCUCACUGGACUUUUUUAUGGUUAUGUGUGGAUUUAUGAUGGAGAAUUAAAAUGGUGAGGAAGAAAAAGCUGCUGGUGUUUGAAAUUUGCGGAAGCAUGAUGUGGGAUGGAUAAACAACGACAAAACUCUGCUAUGGCCUCUAAUGACCCUGACCUUCCUGACCCCUCUGGCGACCCCCAGCCUGGUGACCUCAUUGAGAUCUUCAGACCAGCCUAUCAGCACUGGGCUCUCUACCUGGGAGACGGAUACAUCAUCAACCUGACUCCUGUUGAUGAGAGCCAGGCAGCUGCCAUGUCCAGUGUGAAGUCCGUCUUCAGCAGGAAGGCAGUGGUCCGCAUGCAGCUGCUGAAGGAGGUGGUGGGAAGCGACUCGUACCGUGUCAACAACAAGUACGACCACAACCACACACCCCUGCCCGUCUCAGAGAUCAUCCAGCGAGCGCAAGUCCUCAUUGGCCAGGAAGUUUCCUAUGACCUGCUGGGAAGUAACUGCGAGCACUUUGUUACCCUUCUGCGCUAUGGGGAAGGGGUGUCUGAACAGGCUACACGGGCCAUCGGGGCCAUCAGUUUGGUGACGGCAGCAGCCAGUGCCUUCUCUGUCCUGGGACUGAUCAACACCCGAUCCAGGAACAGGCCUUUCUGAACUGAUGGGUUCUUCACUCAGAGCUGUGUCUCCCAACAUGCUUGUGGCUGGUUUAGAAACAACAACAAAAAUCACUAUGACAUGUAAACAGUCUGAGUACUUGUUGGAAGUUGAAAUAAAGCAUGAAUAAA
Molecule: messenger RNA, 905 nt
Organism: Sphaeramia orbicularis (orbiculate cardinalfish)
Lineage: Eukaryota; Metazoa; Chordata; Actinopteri; Kurtiformes; Apogonidae
Gene: plaat1
Product: phospholipase A and acyltransferase 1
Exons: 5
Coding region: 238-774 (178 amino acids)
Biological process (GO): N-acylphosphatidylethanolamine metabolic process
Cellular component (GO): cytoplasm
Molecular function (GO): A2-type glycerophospholipase activity; glycerophospholipid phospholipase A1 activity
Source: RefSeq, a predicted model, not a curated record